This is a messenger RNA of Dama dama (fallow deer), 1562 nucleotides long. It is a transcript of the gene MTHFSD, whose product is annotated as methenyltetrahydrofolate synthetase domain containing. Gene Ontology annotation, molecular function: RNA binding. The record is from RefSeq and is a predicted model, not a curated record. Gene Ontology annotation, cellular component: cytoplasm. The transcript is spliced from 8 exons. Lineage: Eukaryota; Metazoa; Chordata; Mammalia; Artiodactyla; Cervidae. The coding region runs from base 100 to 1260 and encodes 386 amino acids.
GGUCCAGACCAGUGCGCAGGCGCGGGAGGUGCGCGCACCGGUGACGUCACUUCGUGCGGGACUCCGCCGAGGGAGGCGUCGCGGACUGACAACGUCGCCAUGGAGCCGAGGGCGGGUGUUUCCAAACAGGACAUUCGAGAGCAGAUUUGGGACUACAUGGAGUCACAAAAUUUAGCUGAUUUUCCCCGGCCUGUUCAUCACAGGAUUCCCAACUUCAAGGGCUCUUAUCUGGCUUGCCAAAACAUCAGAGACCUCGAGGUUUUUGCCAGAACGCAGGAACUUAAAGUGGACCCUGAUAAACCACUGGAAGGCGUCCGGUUGCUGGCGCUACAGAGCAAAAAAACAUUAUUGGUUCCAACACCGCGACUGAGAACGGGGUUGUUUAAUAAGAUCACUCCACCCCCUGGGGCAACUAAAGACAUCUUGAGAAAAUGUGCCACCUCUCAGGGCGUGAGGAACUACAGCACUCCCGUGGGCUUGGACUCCAAGGUCCUUGUGGACUUAGUUGUGGUGGGGUCCGUUGCUGUUUCUGAAAAAGGCUGGAGAAUUGGGAAGGGAGAAGGCUAUGCCGACCUUGAAUACGCCAUGAUGGUGUCGAUGGGAGCAGUCAGCCAGGGGACGCCAGUGGUCACCAUCGUCCAUGACUGCCAGGUUGUUGACAUACCUGAAGCACUCCUUGAGGACCACGACCUCACUGUGGACUAUAUCCUUACUCCAACUCGAGUCAUCACCACAGGGUGUGAGCGCCCCAAGCCAGCGGGAAUCGCAUGGUCCAAGAUCAGCUGUGAGAUGAUGGAGAAGAUACCUAUCCUCAGAAGCCUGCGCCACCGAGAGGAGCAGACUGGGAAGGACGUCACCCUCCGGGAUGGUCCCCGGAGCCCUCCAGGCUCCCAGGCCGCCCCCAGCACCGCCAGAAGCCCUCAGGACCCGGCCCCACCAGAAUCGGUCUCCGUGCCUCCCAGCUCUGUUGAGAUUGGGAACCUCCCCCGGGAUGUCAGGGUGAGCCAGCUAAAGCGGGCCCUCAGCGCACUGGGCGUGGUGCCCUCACGGCUCACCUGGCAGGGGCCGCAGCACAGGGCCUUCCUCCACUACCGGGACCCGGCCGAGGCCCAGCAGGCCAUCGCCUGCCUGCAGGGCUUCCGCCUGGGCGCCAGCACAGUGAGGGUGGUGCUGGCCAGGCAGCAGAGGGCCAGUGACCUUGGGGGCGGCCACACCGCAGAGCCACUCCCUGACCAUCGACCGGCCGUUGCUGGCCCAUGACGACGUCCCGCUAUGAUCCCCAGCGAACUUCCGCCCAGCACAGCAGGGCACGGUGGAGCCGUUGCUGCCUGAGCUGCUGUUGAGUUUGGUCCUUUCUGGGAAGUCAGAGCUUCAGUUGCUGCCCAGUGUCUCCUGGGGGCAGGAAGUCAGCCCGUGAGGCACUUGAAGUCUCUUGGGAGGUAGGAAGUUCAUAUUCAGGCUUCUGCGCAUCCUGGUCCUUCAGCCUGUGGAAUGUCACAGCCCUGCUGGUUUCUUGGUUGAGGGGACUGAGUGGGCAAUAAACGAGCAGGAGUAAAUUCUGA